This is a messenger RNA of Betta splendens (Siamese fighting fish), 5587 nucleotides long. RefSeq lists its product as uncharacterized. Bases 1715 to 2647 code for a protein of 310 amino acids. The transcript has 11 exons. The record is from RefSeq and is a predicted model, not a curated record. Lineage: Eukaryota; Metazoa; Chordata; Actinopteri; Anabantiformes; Osphronemidae.
UUUUGAUAGAAGGACAUGUGGAUCUGUAGAAUAAGCAUCAACAAAUCUCUCUUGUUUGUUAGUGAGAGAAAUCGCAAGCGCAGACCUAUGUUCAUCCCAGAACAGAGAGGUUGAGGUCAGUUUUUCCGCAUGUAUGCGUAACCAUGGUUUUUCAAACUCCUCAUCAGAACCAGUGGACACAUGUGCUGUACAAGACAGGUCAGAUGCGUAUUCUGUGAGGAAACAAGCUGUCGAGCAGCCUGUAUGAGGGCCUCAGUUACAGCCUCUCCCUUCAGCAGCCACUGAUAAGAGUAGAGCAGCGGCUCUGAGCUGAAAUUAACACAAACAAAAGAAAGAUUAUUUACAUUGUCCGUGGUUGUGACCUGUACUCCCUCAGUGGAAAUCAGUGAAAUACCUAAACUACACAUGAGAUCUCUUCCUAAUAGAUUAACUGGGCAUAAGUUUGAAAGCAAAAAUAAAUGUUUGAGUGUCUUGCCGUCUGAUGUUGUGCAAGACAGAGGCACAGUAAGUUUUUCUUUUAUUGUCUGGUACGUACAGUAAUUAUUAUUACUUCUCUCUAAUAGUCGUCUUCCCUUUAAUAGUCAUUUAUAGUCUGUUUCAGUCAGUUUGAGUCUUCCUAUAGUCUGUUUUGUUUUUCUAUAGUCUGGUUUUGUUUUGUUUUUCUACAGUCUGGCCAGACAAACCUAUACACAGUAAAUUCUGCAGUGUAAAGUAUACAGUGACAAAAUCUGUGAACACUUCCAGAGUUCUUCCAACACCAACAAGAUAAAAUACAUCCACCAUUACAUCAAGUGUUGUUGUUAAUAUCUAGAGUUAGUCUCAUCAGUGUAAAAUACGCAGUGUGAAAGCAAACGAACACAGACAGUGUAGAAUAUUAACUCGGGACAGGUACACUGUACUCUGGAUGCUCCGCCCACCUCUGUCUCGUUUCAAAAAUCUUCAGACUGUUCUGGACGCCAUUUUCCUGCUAUGGAAGACUGUGGAGUUGAUGCCAGUUGUCAGUUUUAACAGAAGUCAUGUUGAUCAAAGCAAAACUGAACAAUGAGCAGAAAUACAUCAAGAUCAGUGAGCCAAACUUGGCCGAGUUCUUGAAUUCUGCCUUCAUGAAGUUUUCGAUGCCACCCAUCACAGACGGUGUUAAAGUCUUUGAUGAGACUGGAACAGAAGUGGAUGCAGAAGUGUUUGAGGAAGUAGCACAGCAACCCAACGCUGGUGUAUUUACGAUUAGAUUUGAUGCUGAUUCUGAGGGAACACUUUCCACUGCUUGCCAGCAGGAUUCAAAUGCAUCUCAGCCUGAUCCAGCUUCACUGGAACUUUCAGUCUGUAGUUCUGAAGGUACAGUAAUUUUGAAACUUGAAUCCUGCAACUCUGAUGACACAAUCAUCCUGGAUAAGAACAGCCCUUCCAGAAAACGCCAGAGAGAGAAUGACAAUGCCAAACAUGUAGUUGAAUCUACAUUGGCAAAGAAACCUGGUGGAGAUCGCAUUAUUAAAGAAUACAACCGAACAAAAGGGCUUACUGACUCUUCACGGCGUCAGAUGGUUAAUAUCCUUGCUGCAGACAUGACUGAAACCUAUGGGACAGCACCGCCCCGGCAUAUAAGGGAGAUGUAUGCUCAAGGCAUUGUUGAGAUGUUCCCUUAUCUCAUGGAUCCCUAUUCUAAAAAAGGAUAUGAACAUUUUUAUGACGGUGAAAGUGGGACUGGCUAUCUUGCAUGGAGGCUCAAAAUCAGAGGAGGAGUUCUUCAGCAGAAAGCAGAGGGCCAUCACAUCUGCUGGCUGGUGGUGGGCCGACAGCUAAAAGAGAGGCUUUGUUUAACCCUGAGGUGAUCUUAAGUGAAGAGCAAUGCAAGGAGGCCAUGUCUUUAAUGAAAUACUGUUCUGAUGAAGCCACUAUCAAGGAGAAGAUGAAAGUUACAUUUGAGCGUCGCCGCAACAUGGUUUUGGACAAGGAAAAAUCUUCAUUCGUCUUGGAUGAAUUUCCACGCUUUAAAGAUGUUGAAGGCUUGAUUGCGCAAGAUUUCCACCUUCAGUUUGGACACGAUGUAGCUGCCAGGCUUUUGGAAAGGUGGCCUACAACAUUCAAGCAAAAGGUUAUUCAGCAGAGCAAGACUCUGCCCUCCUCAGCCGACCUUGAAGUGCUGAUCCAAUGUGCAGAAGCCACCUCUGAGGAAGUGGACAUGGAUGACAUUCUUGUCUCUGGAUGGGACAGUGAUCUCUCCUCAAUUAUCCUCCUCCUUCACCUGAUUCCUCCUUCCGCCCAAGGCCGUAAAAGACCAGGCAGAGUGUCGGCAUCCCAAGCGGAGAAGCAUCUUGUUGUGUUCAAGAAGAGUGGAACAAGUAUUGAAGAACACGUGGAUUCUAUCAACACUAGUAAGCAGCCCUAUCUACUUGCUCUCGGCAGGAAGAGGAGCACCAUCCACAAGUUCGUCAUCAUUCUGGACAAGCAGGUUAUACCGUGCAAAUCAACAACCUCUCUUGGGGCGUUUGAUGAGUUGUUCAAAGCACACUUUGUGUUUGGUACUACGUAUAAUCAGAUGCUGCACAACAUGUACACCUUCAUACAGACGACCAUCUUCCAAAUAGAUAUUGGCAAAGUUCGUGAGAGCCCACGUGUGGCAGAGAUUAGGGCAAGGCUGUUACACUAGACAAUGCAUUCACUAAAAUGUAAGCAACCUAUUUGUUGCUCAUCUAUCUAUGGGAUUUUUAUUUUAUUUGUAAUUUUUUGUUGAUGUUGGUUAUUACAUUUGUCUUUUAAUACAAUGGGUCUGAUUUGUUUUGUUUGCCAGACUACUUUUGGGAGUACAAACUUGCUUGUGAGACAUAUGCGAUUGAUUCAUGGAUUUCACCCUGGUAAAUCACUUCGCCUAAAGUGUGGUCAGGCAGGGUGCUGCCAUUUUUUUUGGUACCUUUGCAGGCUUAAGGAAACAUUUAAACACGCGACAUGCUCAAGAAAUUGCAGAGCAUGGGGUCAGAAGUCACACUGUAGCCUGUGAUAAUGUUCCAGAUAAUGUUCUGUCCCAUGAUGUUGAAGCAGCCGGUAGCUCCCAAGACAGUAGCUCUCAAGACCUAUCAGGGACCAACAGAAGCAUUUGUGAUAUGUGUGGUUCUGCUAUUGCACAGCUUCAAGUUUCUGGUGUUGGCCAGUCUUCAUUGAAUAGUUUUGUUCUGUCCAUGGAGGAAGUGGCACUGGAGAUACAGAGUCAGGCUAAAGAAGCAGCCUUAAAAUGUGUGCAUUCACAGGAUACUAGUACAAAAGCUAAAAUUGAGCAAAGUUUUAAACAACUUGAAAAUCCUUUUACAUCAUUGAAUUCAGAUUCGAAGCGAAGCCUUUAUUUUAAAGAAAAAUAUAAAACUAUUGAGCCAGUGGAGAAAGUACUUGGUGUCAGAUUUGAGAACAGAAGAAAUAGAUGUACUGGAACUUAUGAUCAGGUAGUUGUUACAGAUAAAUUUGCUUAUGUUCCAAUUUUACAAACUCUGCAGUCAAUUCUAAGUAAUCCACAUCUUAGUGAUAUCUUUACAUCUAGUCACACUCCAAAUGAUGGUGUAUAUUGUGAUAUAAAAGAUGGGUUGUAUAUGAAAAGGCAUCCUCUUUUUUCAAGCAAAAAUUUGGCAUUGCAAAUUCAAUUAUUUUAUGAUGAAUUCGAGACAGCUAAUCCUCUUGGAUCCAAAAAAGGUGUCCAUAAAUUGGGAGGUAUAUACUUUACAUUGAGAAAUUUUCCACCAAAGUUAAAUUCAUGUUUAGUCAACAUACAUUUGUGUGCACUUUUUCAUGCCCAAGACAUUAAAACCUAUGGAUUUGACACUAUACUUGAGCCAAUAAUCAAUGACUUGAAAGUGCUGGAAACUGAUGGGAUUGAAGUUCCUGUGUUCAAAAGUCCUGUUCAUGGCAGCAUUGUACAAGUAACAGGGGAUAAUCUUGGUUUACAUGGACUGUUUGGGUUAGUAGAAUCAUUCAGUGCUCGGAAUUGUUGUCGAUUUUGUGUCAUAGACAAAAGUGAUUUUCAGACGGUUUUCUGUGAAGAUGACCAGAGUGUAUUAUUUCGAACAAAAGACAUGCAUGAAAAGCAUUGCCAUACUCUACAAACAAAUCCACAGCUACCUCAUGUAUGUGGUGUUAAGCGUUCAUGUUCAUUGAAUUCUCUGAAAUAUUUUCACACAAUUGAUAAUUUUUCUGUUGACAUAAUGCAUGAUAUUCUUGAAGGAGUUGCACAGUUUGAAGUGAAACUUAUCUUGGAGUAUUUGCAGAAGAACAUCUUGACUUCAAAACAGUUAGCACGUAGAAUAGAGUCAUUCAACUAUGGUUACACUGAGAGGAGAAAUCGCCCACCUGCAGUUAAGUUAAAUGAUGGAAGUAAUGAUUUGGGCCUGAAUGCCAUCCAGUCGUGGUGUUUGUUGCGCAACAUGCCAUUAAUAUUUGGUGAUUUAAUAGAGAGCGACAAUGAAUACUGGCAUCUUUUACUGUUGCUUGAGCAGAUAGUGGAUAUUGUUUUCUCUCCAGUCAUAACAUAUGGCAUGACCAUCUUUUUGAAGCACAUAAUUGUUGACCAUCACCGGCUUUUUAAGCACCUGUUUCCUGAUAGAAAUCUCUUGCCUAAGCAUCACUUUAUGUUACACUAUCCUAGAUGUAUAAGGAAUAUUGGACCAAUUGUGCACACAUGGUGCAUGCGUUAUGAGGCUAAGCACAAAUUUUUCAAGACUCAACUAAAAAGUUACAAAAACAUCACAAAGACUUUAGCUAAAAAGCAUCAGAGAUAUAUGGCCAUGUGUUGGGAAUCUUUUACCCAGUGCAGAUUAACAAUUGGUCCAGGAAAAAUGGUGCAGCUUCAAGAUUUAAAAGAAGGUCCAGAGUUUGCGGUCAAAUUAAACUCUGCAUUAUCAACAACUGUCUUGUCUGUGAGGUGGGUAAAGCACUAUGGCACUGAAUAUCGCCCUGACUUAUUAGUAUGUGUGGAGGUAACUGAUGAGAUGCCAGUAUUUUGUAAAAUUAAGACUAUAUUAGUGAAAGAUGAGCAGAUUUUACUCAGUGGCACUGCUGUUGAAACCAUUUGCUUUGACAAACAUUUUCAUUCAUUUAAAAUUGUGUUUAGGCCAAUUCAGACACUUAAGGUAUUCAGUGUUAAAGACUUGCUGUAUUAUAAAACAAUGGAUGUUCAAAUGGCAUAUGGAUCAGCAGAUUCUUCACUUUUUAUAGUUCCAUACUGCCAUCUAAUGAAGCUUUGACCAGAAAGUUCUAAAGAUUUGAAUGUUUGUUGGCUAACAUUUCACUAUGUAUUUGGUACAUUACCAAAAUCUGACUGUUAUACUGCUGCUUUUAAUCGGUCAGCACAGUAAAAUGUUGGUUCUGUCAUUGAUAUUGUUAGUUUUACAUGCUGCACUGUUGAACGUGAAAUAUGUUUAGCACAUAAGUAUAUACCAAGUAUAAUGUGUGUGUAUAAUUAGGUAGGUAAGUUUACAGAAAAAAACAUGUCUUCAGGGCUUUUAAUUUUGUUAUACAACUGUGAAAAUGUUAUUUGACCAUAUCAAAACCCGGUGGGUUAAUGUUUUUAUUUAUGCUUUUAAUAAAAUAGAGACAUGGAUAUGUUGAA